UCCGGCGUAGACCGGAAGUUUUUCCAUGCAGCGUUCCCGUUCAUUCAGCGGACGAUUCCCGGUGUGACGUCAAACGAAAGAGAUGACGCGUGAUGUGGAGUCACGUGAUGAGCUCCCGGAUUGGGCCGGAGCCAAAGAAUUUUACCAGAAAUAUGACCCGAAAGAGGUCAUCGGGAGGGGGGUUUCCAGUACCGUGCGACGGUGCGUACACAGAGAGACCGGUAGAGAGUUUGCUGUGAAGAUCAUAGAGGUGACACCGGAAAGGUUGAGCCCAGAGCAGCUGAGGGAGGUGCGACUGUCCACGGCCAAGGAGAUGGAGAUCCUGCAUCACGUGUCUCAUCAUCCCUACAUCAUAACCCUGAUUGAUUCCUAUGAAUCGAACACAUUCAUAUUCCUGGUGUUUGACCUGAUGAAGCGAGGGGAGCUCUUCGAUUAUCUGACGGAGAAGGUGACUCUAAGUGAGAAAGAGACAAGGUAUAUCAUGCGCUCCCUGCUCGAGGCUGUCUCUUACCUGCACACUAAUAACAUUGUGCAUCGAGAUCUGAAACCAGAGAAUAUUCUGAUGGACGAUUGCCUGAACAUAAAGCUUUCAGAUUUUGGCUUUAGCUGCAUCCUAAACCCCCCAGAAAAGCUGAGAGAGCUCUGUGGAACUCCUGGUUAUUUGGCUCCUGAGAUUCUGAAAUGUUCAAUGGAUGAAACGCACCCGGGAUACGGCCAUGAAGUUGAUUUGUGGGCUUGUGGGGUGAUAAUGUUCACGCUUCUCGCUGGGUCUCCCCCUUUCUGGCAUCGGCGGCAGAUGUUGAUGCUGCGCAUGAUUAUGGAAGGACGUUUCCAGUUUGGCUCCCCGGAGUGGGAUGAUCGCUCUGCAACUGCUAAGGAUUUGAUCACGCGUCUUCUGGAGGUUUGUCCAGAGAAACGUCUCACAGCAGAACAAGCUCUACAGCACCAGUUCUUCCAGAGCCAUCAGAGAGAGCGAGGCUUGAUGGUCCCUCCACGUCACCGAUUUCGGAUAGCGGCCUGGGCAGCUCUGGCCUGUGUGCGGAUCGUGGUGCGGUGGCGCAGAGCCCGUCCGGUGACCAGCGAACUUCUAAGCAGAGAUCCGUAUAGCGUGAAAGGCGUCCGGAAACUAAUCGAUGCCUGUGCUUUCCGGAUCUACGGUCACUGGGUGAAAAAGGGAGAAAGACAGAACCGGGCCGCUCUCUUCCAGAACCAGCCCAAAGCUCUCUUACUGACACUGGGGGAGGAUGACGACCGAGAGGCUGAGCUGUGAAGGAUCGUGGAGACAGUACAUUCCCGGUUAACACGUGAAGCGUGUUAACUCCAUACUCCGUCCACGUUCUGACCUCCAAGAAUCACAGAGGAAAGCGGGGACCACCGCAGACCGCAGCCUCCCUCCUAGCGCGGUCAAGGGUUGGGGUGCAAAUACCCAAAUUCCCGCGCAGGCUGCCGUAGCUUGAGGCUUUUUUUAUUUGACUGUUUUCUGUUACUUUAAUAAAAUGGGAGCCUCGUCUCUUUCCUGAUUAUAA
Molecule: messenger RNA, 1526 nt
Organism: Spea bombifrons (plains spadefoot toad)
Lineage: Eukaryota; Metazoa; Chordata; Amphibia; Anura; Pelobatidae
Gene: PHKG2
Product: phosphorylase kinase catalytic subunit gamma 2
Exons: 9
Coding region: 83-1270 (395 amino acids)
Biological process (GO): glycogen biosynthetic process; protein phosphorylation
Cellular component (GO): phosphorylase kinase complex
Molecular function (GO): phosphorylase kinase activity; ATP binding; calmodulin binding
Source: RefSeq, a predicted model, not a curated record